Didymodactylos carnosus is the source of this 1891-nucleotide messenger RNA. NCBI's taxonomy places the organism in Eukaryota, Metazoa, Rotifera, Eurotatoria, Philodinida, Philodinidae. The record is from the annotation of a GenBank genome assembly.
AUGAUACGGAACAAGACGUGUGGAGUCUGUCUUUUGUCUUCACAAUUCCCAUGGAAUCAAAGUGGUGUAACUGUAGCUGGCGUGGUAGGUGUCAGUGGUGCUAAUCUUUCUCUAUUAAAUGGUCCAAUUGCAUUGCAUCUUGAUGCGUUAAAUAAUAUAAUGUAUAUUGGUGAGCAAACAAAUUUUCGUGUCUUGAAAUGGCCCGUAGGUAGCUCAACAGGCACUAUUUACGCUGGUAAUAAUGGAAAUGGAUGUAACCUCAAUCAGGUUAGUAUUGUUGCUGGCCUAGCAAUGGAUAGUUUUGGUAACAUGUAUACAUCGGAUCCUGGAUGCGAUUUAGUAUUACAAUUUCCUCCAAAUUCAGAUUCAACUACAAGUGGUACAUUGAAAAUGUCAGGUCAUACUAAUCCGGAACAUAUUUUUCUCGAUCCUUUGACAAAUGAUUUAUACAUGGCCAUGGAAGGUGAACAUUCAGUACUAAAACUGACAUACAAUAGUAACACUCCUGUAAUUGUAGCGGGAGGUAACGGAUCUGGCACUGGUUUAAAUCAACUAAAUCAGCCGAACAGUCUCUAUUAUGAUUCUGUAACUGGCAAUUUGUAUGUUGCUGAUACAAACAAUCAUCGUAUAAUGAAAUUUCCUCCAGGGUCAACCCAAAGUUCCAACGGAGUAGUUGUAGCUGGUAAUAAUACGGCUGGUAAUGGAACAAAUCAAUUAUAUGGCCCACGGGAUGUUAUUGUGGAUAAGAGUGGUAAUAUAUAUAUAGCUGAUGGAUCUAAUAAUCGAAUUCAACGAUGGCUACCAUCAGCUGAAAGUGGUGAUACAAUUAUUGGUUCCGCAGCUGGUGCACCAGGUACAACAGCAAAUUUAUUGAAGGGUCCUGAAACAUUGAGAUUUGGUUCAGAUAAUAGCUUAUUUGUUGUUGAUAGAGGUCAAACUGUAAAAACGUUACAACAGAUGAAUAACGUUAGUGAUGCUGAGUAUGAAGCCAUUCAAUCAUUGAAAUCGAAUAUGGACAUCGUUGUUACGAAGGCUGAUAAAGGAAAUUCUAUCGUUAUCCUUGACAAGAAUGAUUAUGUCAGACGUGCUCGUGAAAUCUUAGAAUUAGAUCAAUUUGAAUUGGUUACACCUAGGGCUGGUGUAUUACAUCUACAGAAUAGAGAGAAGCAAAUGAAUGAUUACAUUCGAAUUCCUCUUCAUGAUAAAAGGUUAAUAGAAACAUCAUUAUUCAUGCGUUUACAUUCAACGGGUGCCCCAUUUUCAACAUUUUAUGGAUUACCUAAAAUUCAUAAAAAUAACUAUCCUUUACGUCCUAUAAUAGGAACUUCCUAUGAUAGGAAGUUACAGUUAUGAAUUAUCGAAGCACCUUGCGAAUAUUAUUAAUCUUGACAGACCUGCUUAUGUUUCAUCACACGCGAAGGAUUCUUUUCAUUUCGUUAAAUUGGUAAAAGAUUUUCAAUUUCAAUCAAAUCAAAGAACGUGCAGCUUCGACAUUGAGUCAUUGUACACUCAAGUUCCUGUUUUCGAAGCAAUUGAUUGCGCUCUUGAUUUAAUUUUUAAAGAUAAAAAACAGCAGCCAACUUGUCCUUAUAGUCGAGAGCAGAUGAAAAAUCUUUUGAAGUUGGCUAUUUGUGAUGCUCCAUUUCGUUUUUAUAGUGAAAUUUUCAUUCAGCGUGAAGGAGUGGCUAUGGGUAGUGUACUUGGACCUCUACUUGCUGAACUUUUCGUGCAAAAUGAAGAAAAAAAGAUUCAGAAUUUGACUGAUGGGUGUUUCCACGCAGGUCCGCCCAUUUAUACAAAAGUUUUGGCCGGGUGGAUCUCACUAUGCUCAUUAGAUAGAGCAUGCCAAGUUACAUAUAAAUCGAUAUUUUUUAUUGACAAAAGUUAGGCC